Messenger RNA from Priapulus caudatus, 1540 nucleotides. RefSeq names its product coiled-coil domain-containing protein 51-like. The transcript is spliced from 3 exons. NCBI's taxonomy places the organism in Eukaryota, Metazoa, Priapulida, Priapulimorpha, Priapulimorphida, Priapulidae. The record is from RefSeq and is a predicted model, not a curated record. Bases 198 to 1244 code for a protein of 348 amino acids.
UAUCCGGCGUAGGGCACCCAGCAUAUCCGGCAUGGACUUUCAUGCAGCUUGUCAAUUCUUGACUUUAGGCAUAUCUAUGUUAAAUAUUAUAUUAUGUGUGCCAAACCAUAGAUAUCGUAUAAGUAUAUCACUCGCACUGUAUAGUUGUGUGUGAAGACAUCUUUACGCCAAAAUAUUUGUCCCGUCAUCAUUUAAACAUGGCAGCCGCGUUAUGCCUAGGAAACCGAAUUUUACUGCAUUCAUCGGUAGGCUUUCAACGGCGUCUGUGCUCUGUAAAGCAAGCGACGCGGUCACGAAGUGACGUCGUAGAACGCAUGAGGCGCUGGAUGAAAGCCUAUGAAGAUUUUGUAGGAAUCACCUCAGUUAAGGAAGCACAAGCUGCAGUCAUUCAGGCAGAGAAGUUGUUCCUAGUGAAACAAGAACAUAGACGAGAGAAGCAGCUUUAUUUGCAAACAGUCCAGACUGCUAUAAAAGAUAUUCGAUCAGAUAUAGACAAGGUUCCUCGAGGUGAUGACAGAUAUCUGGACCUGCUCACUAUCGAACAUAACAAAAUCAAAGAGGAAAAACUGGCUGUGUCGGAAUAUGAAGCCCUUGAAAAAGAGGAGAGAGAGCAUUUUAUUUCCCUCUCUGGAGCCCUUAAAGGAAGCCAAAGGCAGGAACAACAAUAUAGUGAAAAAACUAAAUAUUGGUCGAUUAUUGGCUCUGUGUGUGGGAUCACUAUUGGUGUGUUAGGAGCUACAAUUAACAACUACGUGCGCCAACGCAAGCUGAGGAAAAUUGUGAGAGAUGCCAGCAAUGCUAACUUGCAUGAUUUGCUCGUGGGGUUGUCAGCCACGAUGGAAGGUUCGCAGGAGGGGAUGAAGGAAAUCAGUGCGGACGUUGACGACAUGAUGUCAAAGUUAAAUGAACACAACGCUAAUAAUUCAGAGCAAAAUGAUUGCAUCGCAAAUCUGAAAAAGCAGUUGAAUGACAUAUUAAAUGAUGUCCAGAAGAAUGAACUUGUGUUACAAAAAGACAUGCAGAGUAUCAAGACUAGCAUUGAACAGUCAACGUCAAUGUCACUCGCUAGCACUGGUGACGAUGUGUUGUAUAUUGGACCGAACGUGAAAGAUAUGCUUGAUGAAUCUACACAGAGAAUUAUGGAUAAACUCAAUGCUAGUCAGACUGCAGUAAAUGCAGCAGUAUUUUCAUGGCUGGCUUUCGUCGUAAUUAUAUCAUUAGUCAAACUAGCGAAAGGAGCAUAGACUAUUGUUCAUGGUGAAUUUGGUGUGCUAUUCAGAAGUGCAAGCAGCUGUGAUAAAAUGUAAUAUACGUACCAUGUUUCAAAUUGCUGUGUAUAGUCUGUCAUUGUGCACUAGGUUCAUAACUUUAUGCAGCAAUUCAUUUAUGGAUAGCAAGCAAUUCACGACACUGCCUGUUGUUGGGUUUCGUGGAAAUUGCAGCAGCUAUAUUGAGACGGAUUUGUAUAGCCAGUAUACUCGCAAAAUGUGGUGUAAAUAAUAUAUGCUCUACCAUGCAAUUAAUUAUUGAAGAGAUGGCA